Tachyglossus aculeatus (Australian echidna) is the source of this 2503-nucleotide messenger RNA. RefSeq names its product vitamin D receptor (gene VDR). The record is from RefSeq and is a predicted model, not a curated record. Gene Ontology annotation, biological process: negative regulation of transcription by RNA polymerase II; cell differentiation; positive regulation of transcription by RNA polymerase II. Gene Ontology annotation, cellular component: nucleus. Gene Ontology annotation, molecular function: zinc ion binding; vitamin D response element binding; nuclear receptor activity. NCBI's taxonomy places the organism in Eukaryota, Metazoa, Chordata, Mammalia, Monotremata, Tachyglossidae. Bases 285 to 1805 code for a protein of 506 amino acids. The transcript has 11 exons.
CGAGGGAGAGAAGCGGGGGACGGCGGACCCUGUAGGGACCAGGCCGGGCACGGGGGCCGUGCCACCCUGGGACUCUCAGCCUGCCAGGCCUUCGAGGCAGGUCCCAGCUCGCCCGCCGGGGAGACGUCCGGGACCCCCCAUCCACCCCGACCGCCGCCUCGGAGCCGAGUUGCGCUGAUCGGGCCUGGAUCUCCGCUGGCUCCGCGGCCUGUGGCCAUUAGGCCUGCCAAGAGAGAGCUGCCUUUCGUGCCAACAGCCCAACCGGGCCAGGCCCCCAGGCCGGAAUGGAGCAGCUGGGAGCCGGUGCCCCGCUGCCCGACCCCGGCGGCAGCGACUUUGACCGGAACGUGCCCCGGAUCUGCGGCGUCUGCGGGGACCGGGCCACUGGCUUCCAUUUCAACGCCAUGACCUGCGAGGGCUGCAAGGGAUUCUUCCGGAGGAGCAUGAAGCGGAAGGCCCUCUUCACUUGCCCCUUCAACGGCGACUGCCGCAUCACCAAGGACAACCGACGGCACUGCCAGGCCUGCAGGCUGAAGCGCUGCGUGGACAUCGGCAUGAUGAAGGAGUUCAUCCUGACGGACGAGGAGGUGCAGCGGAAACGGGAGCUGAUCGUGAAGCGGAAGGAGGAGGAGGCCCUGCGGGCCAGCCUGCGGCCCCAGCUGUCCGAGGAGCAGCAGCGCCUCAUCGCCAUCCUCCUGGAGGCCCACGCCAAGACCUAUGACCCCACCUACGCCGACUUCACUCGGUUCCGGCCCCCAGUGAGAACGGCCAUGCAAGAGGAGCCGUACCCGUUCCGGGCAUCCUCCGCCGUGCCUUCCGGCUCCUCCUCAGAGGACUCAUCCCUGGACCCCUACUCUGUCUUCUCAGAGCCCAGGGAGCCCCCCGCCUUCUCCAGCUCGGCCCGGAGCGACGACCCGGACGGUGACCCCAUGACCCUGGGCCUAUCCCAGCUGUCCAUGCUACCCCACCUGGCCGACCUGGUCAGCUACAGCAUCCAGAAGGUCAUCGGCUUCGCCAAGAUGAUCCCGGGAUUCAGGGAGCUGAGCGCCGACGACCAGAUCGCGCUGCUCAAGUCGAGCGCCAUCGAGGUGAUCAUGCUGCGCUCCAACCAGUCCUUCCUUGCCGAAGACAUGACCUGGACCUGCGGCAGCGACGACUACAAGUACUGCAUCAGCGACGUGGCCAAGGUUCCAGAUGGGGCUGAAGAAACUCAACCUGCACGAAGAAGAGCACGUGCUGCUCAUGGCCAUCUGCAUCGUGUCCCCCGACCGGCCGGGCGUGCAGGACGCGGCCCGGGUGGAGAGCCUGCAGGAGCGCCUGUCCACCACGCUGCAGAGCUACAUCCGCGCCCGCCACCCGCCGCCCGGCUCGCACCUGCUCUACGCCAAGAUGAUCCAGAAGCUGGCGGACCUCCGCAGCCUCAACGAGGAGCACUCCCGCCAGUACCGCUGCCUCUCCUUCCAGCCCGGCAGCAGCACCAAGCUCACCCCGCUCGUCCUCGAGGUCUUCGGCAACGAGAUCUCCUGAGGGGGCCCCGGGCCCCCCGCCGCCCCGCGGGCCGGAGCCGCCCCCGUCCCCACAGUCGCAGGAACUCCCGGGGUGGGGCGGGAGGCCGGGUGGGGACACCCGCUACUCCCAGAAAAGGCCUCUACUCAGGGACACAGUCGCCUGCCUGGCUUCCCCCAGGCCCGGGACACCCGGGUCACCGUGGGGAGGUUGGGUGCCCCCCUUCCCACCCCCCAAACACACACAGAGCCCCCGCACUCCGAGUCCUCAAGCAGCAACAUUGGCCUCUCCCUCUGUGAGCCCGCUCGGCCUCCUCCACGGCAGUCGCCGCCCCGGCCCUCCUCCCCGGGCCUUCUCCCGGCCUGAGGACCGAGCCCGCCCAUCCCGAUUGGCACCUUGUCUUCCCACCCCUCAACCCGGCCCGAGCAUCGACUCCCUAGUGCCCACUGCCCCUUCAAAGGCACCAGGUACACCCCAACCCAGCCCGGCAACCCCGACUGCGCGGCGGAGGUCGCGACCUCGGCCCAGGCCGGUGGGCGUCACGGCCACCGUGCCUCUGACGAGCCUCUGGAAGUAAUUUGGACUUCCCAAGCGCUUAGUACAGUGCUCUGCACAUAGUAAGCGCUCAACAAAUACGAUUGAUGAUGAUGAGCCGGCGCCGGGGCGAGCGGGUGACGGCAGCUCCCGGGGCCAAGCUUUCUCCCCUCGAGGCUGGCAUCCCCCUGCCUCCGCGCCCCCCAGCUGGCAGGACCAGACGCCCCCGAACCCCGUGACCCAUCCUGUGGUCCCCUCCCCGCAGGCUUGGGGAGGGGCAGGCCCGGACCCCGGAACCGGGCUGGGCCACGGCCACAGCAGCCAAGCAGCAGGGUGGGGAGGGGGGCCGCCAGGGCCAACCGAACCGCCUCGCCCCCUCCCCAGCAACCCCCCUCAACCCCUGCCACCGCCGCCACUGUUGUACAGUGCUGUCGCUAACUCAAUAAAGUGCAUCAGCUUUAUG